Aspergillus fijiensis CBS 313.89 is the source of this 1827-nucleotide messenger RNA. Its product is annotated as putative MFS monosaccharide transporter. Lineage: Eukaryota; Fungi; Ascomycota; Eurotiomycetes; Eurotiales; Aspergillaceae. Gene Ontology annotation, molecular function: carbohydrate:proton symporter activity. The transcript is spliced from 4 exons. Gene Ontology annotation, biological process: carbohydrate transport; transmembrane transport. The record is from RefSeq and is a predicted model, not a curated record. Bases 199 to 1797 code for a protein of 532 amino acids. Gene Ontology annotation, cellular component: membrane.
CUUAAGUUCACGUAGUCCUCUCGCACUGCUGGCAUAUUCUUUCAAAGCUUUAAUCUUCUCUUUAUCUCUCCUUCCAUUCUCUCUUCAUCCCCUCACUCUACUCCUCCUCCUCUUCCUAUUCAUCUAUAUACCCCAUUUCUCCCCUGGGUUCCACAUACAAGUUUCUAUCAUUCUGGCAUCGUAACAUUCUUUCUCAUCAUGGCGCCUCCCACAUAUGCCGGCUUUACGGGCCGGCGACUCGGCCUCGCGAUAUCAACAAUUGCGACUAUGGGCUUCUUGCUCUUUGGUUAUGACCAGGGUGUCAUGUCAGGUAUUAUCUCUGAUCCUGCUUUCAACGACAUGUUCACUGCCACCAAGGGUGAUUCGGUCAUGCAAGCAACGGUUACCGCAGUCUAUGAAGUCGGCUGUCUCUUUGGUGCCAUCUUCGCCUUGAUUUGCGGUGAAAAGUUGGGGCGGCGUCUUAUGGUCAUCUGGGGUGCAACCGUGAUGAUCAUCGGUGUGAUCAUCCAAGUCACUGCCAUGCCCAAUUCGAUCCCACUGCUGCAGUUCAUCUUCGGCCGUGUGAUCACUGGUAUCGGCAAUGGUAUGAACACGUCGACUAUUCCAACGUAUCAAGCCGAGUGCUCCAAGACUAGCAACCGUGGUCUUCUUAUCUGUAUUGAGGGAGGCAUUAUCGCCAUUGGAACCAUGAUCGCUUACUGGAUUGACUAUGGAGCCCACUAUGGUCCCCAAGACCUGGUCUGGCGCUUUCCCAUUGCCUUCCAAAUCUUCUUUGGGCUCAUCAUCAUUUUCGGCAUGUGGAAACUUCCCGAGUCCCCUCGUUACUUGAUCGCCCACGGCAAGGUCGAGGAAGGUACUCGGGUCCUUGCUGCCCUCGCAGGCGAGGAAAUCGACCACCCCCACGUCCAGCUGGAGAAGAAUCUCACCCUGGACUCUGUCCGAGCGUCCGGAAACUCCCAUGCUAAGUUCAGCGACUUGCUUACCGGUGGUCCCUCUCAGCACUUCCGCCGCAUGCUGGUCGGUUCGUCAUCUCAGUUCUUUCAGCAGAUUUCUGGCUGCAACGCGGUCAUCUACUACUUGCCCGUGUUAUUGGAGGAUUCUAUCCACCAGUCCCACAACUUCGCGCUUCUGAUUGGCGGUAUCAACAUGAUCUGUUACGCAAUCUUCGCCACAUUCUCGUGGUUCUUUAUCGAAAAGAUCGGUCGUCGCAAGCUGUUCCUCGCCGGCAGCUACGGUCAGUGCGCUGCGAUGAUCAUCGUCUUUGCCUGUUUGAUUCCGGGCGAUGCGGAGAGUGCUAAGGGAGCUAUCUUUGGAUUCUUCCUUUACAUGUGCUUCUUCGGUGCUACAUGGUUGCCUCUCCCAUGGCUCUACCCUGCCGAAAUCUCUCCUCUUAAGACCCGGUCCAAAGCCAAUGCGGUGUCGACCUGCAGCAACUGGCUUUUCAACUUCACCGUGGUUAUGAUUACGCCCGUGAUGGUCAGCAGUAUCGGUUGGGGAACUUAUCUUUUCUUCGCCGCCUGGAACGCCCUCUUCAUCCCUGUCAUUUGGUUCUUCUACCCCGAAACCGCCAACCGCAGUCUGGAAGAGAUCGAUUUGAUUUUCGCCAAGGGCUAUGUCGAGAAGAUGAGCUACGUCCGUGCGGCCAAGGAGCUGCCCAAGCUCACUGAUGAUGAGAUCGAAGCCAAGGCGGCCGAAUAUGGCAUCCUCGGUGACGAGGAGAAGGCUGAGGAGCGGAUUGCCGAGAAGAACCCUCCCCAGUCUGAAGAGUUUUCCCAGUUCCAGCCAACUCAGCUGUAAGGGGGAUUGCAGCAGCGCAUGAGAGUUUAC